GAACAACGUAGCAAUCAUGAAGCUAAAAACAGCAUGCUUCAUGCCUUAUUUACCGAUUUGAAGAAGUCUUCUUUUAAAAAUACUUGGCUGACCUACAUUCUGCUGACUGAAUCCUGGCUUAUAUACUUCUAUAUAUUAUCUACAGGCAUAUCUAAUUCAGAACUCUAUAUGAACUCCGAAGACAAUGAGCGGGAUAAAGGUGGAAUAAGUAGCUACAAUGACAUCUAUCUUUUCUCACAAAUCUCUCAAGUCAACUUUGUUUGUCAUUGUUCUUGUUCUUGCGCUCUGUUUCCAAAUCAUUUUGAUCGAUGCCCAUGGAGGCCUUCAUGAUGAUCACAAUGAGGAUGAGGUCCCAAACACGGACGACUCCACUCCUACUGCGGCCAAGCACCUCAGUUCGAGAAAACUUGUUGCAGUAAAAAUAUGGUGUCUAGUCAUUUUCUUCCUUAGCACCUUUGCCUUUGGAGUGUCACCCUAUUUCUUACGAUGGAACGAGAACUUUCUUGUGCUUGGGACUCAGUUUGCUGGAGGUGUCUUCCUUGGAACGUCGAUGAUACAUUUUUUAAGUGAUGCCUCUUCUGUUUUCGAGAGUCUCACUAACCUCGAAUACCCUUUUGCUUUCAUGUUAGCUUGUGCUGGUUAUGUUCUUACGAUGUUUGGGGAUUGUAUAAUUCUGUAUAUUGCGAAGAAAAGUGCAGAGAAAAAUAGGGUGGGGGUGGAAGGAAGUGGAGACGAAGAACUGCGAGAAAAACAUGGUGUGGCGCAUAGCCCAAUGUUCAUAAGAACUACUUCGGUCGGAAACACUUUCCUUCUCAUAAUUGCUCUUUGUUUUCAUUCAGUCUUUGAGGGCAUGGCUGUUGGCAUUGCAGAUACUGAAGCUGAUGCAUGGAAGAACUUAUGGACAAUAUCACUGCAUAAGGUAUUUGGGGCUGUUGCAAUGGGGAUUGCCCUCUUAAGAAUGCUCCCUAAACGACCAUUAUUAGCCACAGUUGUGUACUCCUUUGCGUUUGCUAGUUCGAGUCCCAUCGGUGUAGGGAUCGGAAUUGCCAUCAAUGCAACGACAGAGGGUCGGACAGCAGAUUGGACAUACGCCAUAUCCAUGGGAUUUGCUACUGGGAUAUUCAUCUAUAUUGCUAUUAAUCAUCUCAUCUCUCAAGGUUAUAAGCCACAUUCUCCUUGUUACUUUGACACCCCAUUUUAUAGGUUCCUUUCUGUUCUUCUUGGGGUUGCUGUCAUUGCUGUUGUUAUGAUAUGGGAUUAGAGAUCCAUUAAUAUUAAAUAUAUUACCAUUUGGUCUUAGGGGGUGUUUGGUAUUAGAAGAAAAAAUGUAAUGGAAAAGAAAUUGAUAAAGAGGGGUAAGGGUAAAGGUAUGGGUUAUUGUAUUUGGUGUUUAGCAUAACCAUGUAAGGGAAACACUUGUUUACCUUUCCCCUGUUGUUUGGUUUUGAUAUUCUUUUAUGUGCUAGUUACUUGCGUAAAUGCUUACAGUGGCACUGUAUGUAACAUAUCAAAUGAAGAAUAUAUAUAUAUCAAAAAAUUAUACUGAAACCCACAUUUUCUUACUUUCUCCAUGCGUUAACCUUCAUUUCCUUAAUAAAACUCAACAUAAUUCAAGCCUAAAUAAAAUCAAACAAAACUACAACACUUAAACUAAUAAUUUGCAUUAUGUUAUAACAAGUACUUCUCAUUUUCAGAACGCAAAAGUGUAUAAACUAGGAAAUAAGCACCUAACUACAAGCG
Amaranthus tricolor (Joseph's coat) is the source of this 1740-nucleotide messenger RNA. RefSeq names its product zinc transporter 2. Gene Ontology annotation, cellular component: membrane. The record is from RefSeq and is a predicted model, not a curated record. The transcript has 3 exons. The coding region runs from base 218 to 1261 and encodes 347 amino acids. Gene Ontology annotation, molecular function: zinc ion transmembrane transporter activity. Gene Ontology annotation, biological process: zinc ion transmembrane transport. NCBI's taxonomy places the organism in Eukaryota, Viridiplantae, Streptophyta, Magnoliopsida, Caryophyllales, Amaranthaceae.